Tricharina praecox is the source of this 3236-nucleotide messenger RNA. Its product is annotated as family 31 glycosyl hydrolase. The coding region runs from base 364 to 3063 and encodes 899 amino acids. Gene Ontology annotation, molecular function: carbohydrate binding; hydrolase activity, hydrolyzing O-glycosyl compounds. The record is from RefSeq and is a predicted model, not a curated record. NCBI's taxonomy places the organism in Eukaryota, Fungi, Ascomycota, Pezizomycetes, Pezizales, Pyronemataceae. Gene Ontology annotation, biological process: carbohydrate metabolic process. The transcript has 6 exons.
UGGGCAUGGAACUCUGCACAGUUGGGAUCGGAGGGUGGAUGUCUCGUCUGGGAAGGAGAGCCCGCUGCCAAUUGGCUCCUCCCCCGCGAGUGGGGAUGCCGUGGUGGUGCUACUGCAGUUUCCACUCUGCUCGUGGGCAUGUCGUCGGGGUGCUACAUACUGCAGUUUCCACUCAGGCCUGUCUCUGCUCGUGAGACCACCCCUCCCCUCCCUCUUGCCGUGAUGUCAUGCAGAAAACGUAUCGUACGGCGGGCAGGCAGGCUGCGGAUGUCUUUCGUCGAGGAGUAUAAAUCCUCCCCCCGUCCCAGGUUGUGAUUCUGUCCUGCACCCCCGUUGUCCUCCUCCUCGGACCAGUAACUCGAUAUGUGGAGCUCGCCGGUCAGAAACCUCUUUCUUGCAGCUUCAUUGCUGUCAGCGCACGUCCUCGCCGACCUCACCCUCAAUGUCACCAGCCAGUGCCAGGGCUACACUGCGUCCAACGUCGAAAAACACGACAAUGGAUUGAGUGCUGAUCUGAAGCUGAUCGGAAGCGGUUGUGCCAUCUACGGGCCGGACCUUUCCGUGCUCAAGCUGACGGUCAACUACGAUACGAAGGAACGUCUGCACGUCAAGAUCUUCGACCCGAAGAACGAGCGCUACGAAGUCCCCGAGUUCUCGCUUCCUCGGCCGGCCGCGUCCAGCGUCAAGGCCAAGUCGGCGGACCUGGUCUUCAACUUCAAGGAGAAGCCGUUCUCCUUCACUGUCUCGCGCAAGUCUACGGGCGAGAAGCUCUUCGACACCACCGGAAACCCGCUCGUCUUCGAGCAGCAGUACAUCCACGUUGCGACCAACCUGGGCAACGACCCCAACAUCUAUGGACUCGGCGAGCACACCGAGAGCUUCCGCCUCCCGCACAAUGUCAACCGCACGCUCUGGAGCAGAGACUCGUACGGAGUCCCCGCCGACUCGAACCUGUACGGUGUGCACCCCGUCUACUUUGAGCACCGCGCUGGGGGAACCCACGGUGUGCUCCUGACGAACUCGAACGGCAUGGAUAUCAAGAUGGGACGCGAGAAGGGAACCAUGAAGCUGCAGUACAACAUCAUCGGUGGUAUCAUCGAUUUCUCGUUCAUCUCCGGCCCAUCACCCACCGCCGUGGCUGAGCAGUACGCUGAGAUCGUCGGAUUGCCCGCUAUGGUUGCAUACUGGGGACUGGGAAGCCACCAGUGCCGUUACGGAUACCGUGACUGGAUCGAUGUUGCUGAGGUCAUUGGAAACUACAGCGCCGCUGGAAUUCCUCUGGAGACCAUGUGGACUGAUAUUGACUACAUGUACAACCGCUGGAUCUUCACCCUGGACCCCGAUAGGUUCCCUCUCGACAAGAUGCAGACCAUCGUCCGCGCCCUUCACGCCAACAAGCAGCACUACAUCAUGAUGAUUGACCCCGCCAUUGCCUACCAGCCAUACCCUAGCUUCCAGCGCGCCGUCGAUAUGGGCGUUCUCCUCAAGGAGGCCAACGGAGAUAUCCACAAGGGUGUCGUCUGGCCCGGUGUCACUGCUUUCCCCGACUGGUUCCAUCCUAACACCACCGACUGGUACAACGGCGAGUUCAAGAUCUUCUUUGACCCCGAGACCGGAGUUGAUAUCGAUGGAUCGUGGAUCGACAUGAAUGAGCCCGCCAGUUUCUGCCCGUACCCCUGUGAAGACCCCGAAGGCGAGGCCGUCACCCAAAUGAUGCCUCCUGCUCGUCUGGCCGUCAGACAGCCCACCGGAGCCGUCUGGGGCUUCCCCGAGACCGGCGCCGAGAAGAGAUCGAUCCAGUCCCGUGGAAGCGAGUACCGCUACCACAUGGCUAGAUCGUUGCCCGGAGGCGGCUUGGAUGCGCGAUCGAUGUCCGGAUUCUUGAUGGGUAGAAUGGCCGAAGGCGAGAUGUCCAAGAGGCAGGUGGCCGGUGUCGACCUCAUCGACCCUCCCUACGACAUUCAGAACGACGUCUCGUUCGGGCUUUCGGACCGCACCGUCCACACCGACAUCGUGCAUGCCGAUGGCCACGUCGAGUACGACGUCCACAACCUGUACGGAACCUCGAUGAGCACCGCCACUUACGACGCCAUGCUUGUCCGCCGCCCCACCAAGCGUCCUUUCAUCAUCACUCGUAGCACCUUCGCCGGAGCCGGUCGCAAGGUUGGAAAGUGGCUCGGAGACAACCUGUCGACCUGGCACCACUACCGCAACUCCAUCAGCGGAGUCCUCCAGUUCGCUUCCAUCUACCAGGUUCCCCUCGUCGGUGCCGACGUCUGCGGUUUCGGAGGAAACACCACUUCGACCCUGUGUGCCCGCUGGACCACCCUCGGAGCCUUCGCGCCCUUCUACCGCAACCACAACGGUGACACCUCCAUCAGCCAGGAGCCAUACCGCUGGGAGAUUGUGGCCUCUGCCGCCCGCAAGGCCAUCAACAUCCGCUACUCCCUGCUCGACUACAUCUACACCGCCAUGUGGCGCCAGCACGAGAAGGGAACCCCCUCGGUCUCCCCCCUGUGGUUCGCCUACCCCGAGGACAAGAAGACGUGGCCCAUCGAUCUCCAGUACCUCUACGGCCCGUCCCUCAUGGUCGCCCCCGUGACGGAGGAGAACAAGACGUCGGUCGCGAUCUACCUCCCCAACGACAUCUGGUACGACUACGACACGCUCAAGCUCGUCAAGCCGGGCAACACCACGUUCACGGACAUCGACUUCGACGAGAUCCCGCUGUUCCUCAAGGGCGGUAGCAUCAUCCCGCAGCGCAAGUCUGCGGGCGCCAUGACCACCGCCGAGGUCCGCACCAAGGACUUUGAGCUCCUCGUCGUCCCCGGAAAGAACGGAAAGGCCGCUGGAGAACUCUACCUCGACGACGGAGACUCGCUCGUCCAGAAGGGAACUACCCACAUCGAGUUCACCUAUGCAAACGGAAAGCUGAAGGCGAAGGGUCACUUCGGUUUCCACACGUCCGUCAAGAUCGUCGAGAUCAAGGUCCUCACUAAGAAUGGGCCCAAGACUACGAAGGUCAAUGUUGGCCUCAUGGGUGACUUUUCGAUUGGGUGUUAGGUUUUUUUGGAGUGCCUGUCUAUGUAGAUACUUCUUAUAUAUCCAUUGUGUUUUUUGGUUUAUGCUAUGGAUGGACGGCGGAUGGAUGGGUGGAUGCAACGGAUAACCUCGAUGUAAAGUAAAGUCUAAUCCAUACAUAUUUCGCACCUUCAACAGGUGAAAGAGAGAGAGAG